Molecule: messenger RNA, 1321 nt
Organism: Corvus hawaiiensis (hawaiian crow)
Lineage: Eukaryota; Metazoa; Chordata; Aves; Passeriformes; Corvidae
Gene: GPX3
Product: glutathione peroxidase 3
Exons: 5
Biological process (GO): response to oxidative stress
Molecular function (GO): glutathione peroxidase activity
Source: RefSeq, a predicted model, not a curated record
CCUCGCAGCCCCGCAGCUAUUUCUCGGCCGCCGGGCUCGGAGGUGACAGCAGGCGACAGCGGCGCUCGUCCCCGCCGCUCGCCCCGGGCUGUCAGGGGGGUGCCGGCACCCCGCGCCCAGCCAUGGGGGGCUGCUCCCGCAGCAACUGGAUUUUGCCCCUUUUCUUGGCUGGGCUCGUCCAGCUGGGGCGAAGUGAGGAGAGGGAGAAGGUGGACUGCUACCACUCGGUGAAGGACACCAUCUACAGCUACGGGGCCCUGACCCUCGAUGGGGACGAGUACAUCCCCUUUGAGAGGUACAGGGGGAAGACAGUGCUCUUUGUCAACGUAGCCACAUACUGAGGCCUGACCCUGCAGUAUGUUGAACUGAAUGCACUACAAGAUGAACUGAGAAACCAGGGGGUCGUGGUCCUCGGCUUCCCCUCCAACCAAUUUGGGAAGCAGGAACCCGGACAGAACUCAGAGAUCCUCCCUGCGCUUAAGCAUGUCAGGCCAGGAGGUGGCUUUGUUCCCAACUUCCAGCUGUUCCAGAAAGGGGAUGUGAAUGGGGCCAAUGAGCAGAAGAUCUUCACCUUCCUGAAGAACGCCUGUCCCCCGGUGGCGGAGGAGUUUGGGAACCCCAACAAGCUCUUCUGGGAGCCUCUGCGGAACCAUGACAUCAAGUGGAACUUCGAGAAGUUCCUGGUGAGCCCCGAGGGUGUGCCGAUCAUGCGCUGGUACCACCGCACCAACAUCUCCGUGGUGAAGAAUGACAUCAUAGCCUACCUGCAGCAGCGGGUGCAGCACCAGGAACAGGCUGACCAGUAGAGCCUGGGGCCCUUGCAUGAGGGCCAACAUCCCCCCAGCUGCUUCCCAUUCCAUUCCCUCCCCCAAUGUUCCCCAGCAGCAGGAAUCACGCACUGUCCUCUCCAUUGCUCCCGUCUCUGGCACCCCCCAGUCAGGAUGCUGGGCUGGGCAACCUCGUGGCAGAGACCUCAGCGAUGGCAGUGGGAUACUUCCAAUAUCCCUGUGUCCCACCUCGACCCCUGGUGGUGACACCUCCUGGCCUCCAGCUUGCCCCCUCUGCUCCACCAUCCCAGGCAGUGGGAGGAUGCAGGGGCUGGCUGUCCCUGGAGCAGGAAACCACAUCUCCAUGAAGGCUCGGCCCGAAAGCCCCUGGCUGGGGCGGGCCCGGCCCAAACGUGCCGAGCACGGAGCAGCUCUUCAGUGCAUUCAGGCUGCCUGUGGUCCUGGCACACAGAUGUGCUGCUCUCCUGGUCAGGGGUGGCCAGCCCCUUGCCACCCACCAUAGAAACACCAAAUAAAGGCUCUGCAAAUGUGCA